AUGCGUUUCACCGGCGUCGACGGCGAGCCAUCCAAGGUCCCGCCCAACUUGGCCGUGAUUAAGAGUUCAAUCCCAACUACACUGGCUUCGAUUAUAUCUCCUGGUAUCUGGGCAAUGCCCGUCAGGCUGCCACCUACUUCGUCGCUCACUUCGGCUUCCGCGUUAUUGCAUACAGCGAACCGGAAACCGGAUCGCACCUGA
This is a messenger RNA of Aspergillus luchuensis, 201 nucleotides long. RefSeq lists its product as uncharacterized. The transcript has a single exon. Lineage: Eukaryota; Fungi; Ascomycota; Eurotiomycetes; Eurotiales; Aspergillaceae. The coding region runs from base 1 to 201 and encodes 66 amino acids. The record is from RefSeq and is a predicted model, not a curated record.